Molecule: messenger RNA, 5339 nt
Organism: Myotis daubentonii (Daubenton's bat)
Lineage: Eukaryota; Metazoa; Chordata; Mammalia; Chiroptera; Vespertilionidae
Gene: ARTN
Product: artemin
Molecular function (GO): receptor tyrosine kinase binding; glial cell-derived neurotrophic factor receptor binding; growth factor activity
Source: RefSeq, a predicted model, not a curated record
CGGCUGUUGGCCCACCCUCAUCCCAGCCCUGGGGUUAGGGGGAGCGGGCAGGAGAGCCCCCACCACUUUCUCACAUCCUCCCUCUCCUGGCCCCAGUGCAGCUCUUUGCCCCGCCCAGCUCCCUCAGUCCCUCUGGUCGCUUGAGGGACUGUGCUAGCCCUGCCAACCCACUGUAAUGUGAGGCUCCUGCUGCCGCUACUGGGUGCAGACUGGCUGCCAAGGCCACGCUUUUGGCUAAAAGAGGCACCGCCAGGUGCAUAGCCCUGGGCAUGAGCCUUUCAGCUGCGGGGAAAGUCCAGCACUGGUCCCAAGGACGGUGCCUAGAAGAACAGGGUGCAGGACCCUCAUGGUGAGUCUCUGGCUGCAGAUGGGGAGGCAAAGGCUGGGGGACCGAGUGGCCCCAAACCACCAGGAGGAAGAGGGGCGAGCUGCCCUCAAGACACCUGCUCCUGGGGUCCCCCUAGCACAGGAGGUCCUGAGGGCUGGCUUGCCUGGCUUUCCCUCGAGCAAUGAGAAAAGUCACUGGCCGGCCCCUCCGUGGCCCUAUUCAGUUAGUUGAACACACCUGGACCUGAGAUGGACCACACCAGGAAGGCCUGUGGAGGUCUGACCCACAAACAUGCAGGUGACAGUUGGGACCCAACAGAAGGCCAGCUAGUGGGGCCCCAAGGGUGUUUGGGGUUCAGGAAAUCUGGUGGGGCUCAGAAAGGCUAGCUGGGCUUAAGUUUCAUGCAGGAAACUUCUAAGAGUGGGACCAGCUGUUAGAUCCACAGGAAAGUGGAAGGAAGGGGGACAGACCUGCACCAGCGCUCGGGGCAGCUCAGCUCUCAGACCAGGCUGGUGUGGAGCUUUGGCUGCCCCCCGGGGAGUUGCUCAGGCCUGAGUCUGGCUGAGGGUAGGGAAAAGCCCACCCCACUUUGAGUCUGCGUGCUUGACAGAUGCUGCCCCCUGGUGGCCAUAGGGAACCAUGGCCCAGGCCCCAGGUUCUUAGAGGGCCCAUCUGCUGGCUCUUGAAGGACAUCUGUGAUCAAAAGAGACAACUCAUGUGGCUCUGGGUCCAAAGCUCACAGAGGAACAAGGUUCGGCAGCAUUGGGUGGGUGGCACCGGCUGAGGCCUGAACCUCACUAUCAUAAGAAAACUUGGACCAACCAGCAAGCACCCUAAUUCUUCAGGCCACAGCUGCUGCUUGUAUGGCAUGGAGAGAACGCUGUCUGGGGGACCAAGGGGGUCCAGCUACUCCCUUCUGGCAGCUCCAGCCCUGCAGCAGGAAGGCUGGGGAGGGGGGGAGGGUAUUUCCAAAUACCCCCUCCCCCAGCUGUGUGAGUCUAGCCUUGUGACCUUAACUUGUUGACCUUCUCUGAGCUCAUUUGGAAAAUGGGGAUUAUGCCACUUACCUCAUGGAGUUGUAAGGACAGAGAGAGAAGAGAGAACAGGUGCAAAGCACCAACCCAGAGUUAAGUUCCUGAUGCAGCUACUUCUCCCGGGUUGAGUCCGCCUAUCCAACCCCUUGUUCCUCACCUGGGGAAACUGAAAUGGAGGGAUGACCUUCUCAAAGAUAACUCCUCUCUCAAUGUUCCAAGCUGCCUCAAGAAGAGGGUGGGGGAACAAGUCGACUAGGCUGAUGGGAGAUCCUGGUAUUGACAGAGAUGGAGCCUGGACGUGGAGGCCCUUCUGUGCUGCCCCGCUGGCCCCCGCCUAGGCGGCAGCCUGCCCUGUGGCCAUCGCUGGCCACUCUGGUGCUGCUGAGCAGUGUUGCUGAGGCCUCCCUGGGCCUCGCGCCCCGCAGCCCCGCCGCCCUCGAAGGCCCCGCGCCCGCCCCGGCGCCCCCCGCCGGCCACCUGACCGGUGGCCGCGCUUCCCGUUUCUGCAGCGGAAGAGCCCGGCGGCCGCCCCCCAAGCCGUCCCGGCCCGCGCCCCCGCCGCCCGCGCCCUCGCCCGCGCCCUCCCGCGGCGGCCGGGCCGCGCGUGCCUGGGUCCGAGGUGUCCGCGCGAGCCGGCGGGGCCGCGCGCGGGCCGUGGGGGAGCGGGGCUGCCGCCUGCGCUUGCAGCUGGUGCCGGUGGGCGCGCUCGGCCUGGGCCACAGCUCCGACGAGCUGGUGCGUUUUGGCUUCUGCAGCGGUUCUUGCCGCCGCGCGCGCUCCCAGCACGACCUCAGCCUCGCCAACCUGCUGGACAAGGGGGCCCUGCAGCUGCCUCCGGGCUCCCGGCCGGUCAGGCAGCCCUGCUGCCGACCCACGCGCUACGAGGCUGUCUCCUUCAUGGAUGUCAACAGCACCUGGAGGACCGUGGAGCAGCUCUCAGCCACUGCCUGCGACUGCGUGGGCUGAGAGCUCUCUCCAAGGAUUUGCGGAUGGCACCCUGACAUGGGGACGCUUCCUGCCUGGAAGGGACCACGGGCCUCAACCAGAGAUGGACGCCAGAGGCCUCCGCCGGGCUGGUGAUGGGCAUCAGCCCUGGAGGAUGAGGGACGACAGUCCUCACCUUGCUAGUCCCAGCCAUACAGACACCAGACACCUCGGCUACGGAGACCUCAGGACCGCUUCGCACAGGCUCUGGCACUGAGCAGGCCACGGAGCCAGGACUCCUCCUCCGGGGAACCCAGCAGAGUUUGCGGUCCCAGCCUCCGCCCUGGUCCUGGGGGUACAGAAUGGGAGGCGACACACUGCAGUCGCAUUGCUGAAGUGCCGGUGGUGGAGCGGCCUGGUACUCACUCCUGGGACCUGGACCCCUAUUUAUUAUUUCUAAGUUAUUUAUUUACUUCUGUGGUUUGUCAGAUCCUUUCCUGGGCAGUGGGGGCUGGAUGGGUAGAAGCAGCUGGCUGGAGAUCAUGCCGGGACCUUCCCACUCACAACUGCAGGCUGACUCAGCAAUCCCAGGCCUGGCCAUCCGGGAUCUCCAGCUGCUUCCUCUAACCAGCAGCGCUGGGACGCGGGGCCAUGGCACACAGAGUGGGUGGCCAAGGUUCGCUCACCAGUCCUGGCAGGCUGGCUUACGGCCCCUUGCACAGUCCCCAGCACUUGGGGGUUGGGGCUACUGGUAGAGAAAGCCCGGCCCUUGUGACCUCAGGCAUCCUGGGGGCCUUGCUUCAUGGGUAACGAUACAGAAAACCACACAUUACCACCCCAGGCACUGAUCAGUGCCCUACCCUCAGGGCACUCUGACAGGAUAUUCACUGCCUCUGAUUGCAGAUGGUCCAGUAUGGUGAGCUCACCACCCACAUUUCAUGAAGCAAUCCAGGGCAAGAGAGCAUCUGAAAAGGCCAGUGGGAGGCUAGGUUGGGGGGACGAAGCGCAGAGCAUCAAAGGGCUAGGAAUGCAGGAAAAGACUGAGGGCCCCAAGAGGGACCUGCAUCUUGGGUGAUGAACAAGAACAUUCAUGUAUUCAUUCUACAAAUAUUUAUUAAGUAUCUCUCAUAUGUCAGACACUGGGUAGACAUCAGGGACACAGAAGAGAAGGGGCCAUGAUUUUUGUCCUAAGGUUAAACUAGGAGAGACUGACAUUAAAUAAUUACAUAAAUAAUUAUUUAAAUGCAGUUUGGCAAAGAGUAUGAGAAGGGACAAGAAGCUAAGAGUCACACACCUUCAUCGGGAAGGGGAAGAGGUUAAUGCUGACCCUGGCCUUCCACACUGUCCCUGAGUCACCUCCAAAAAGGCAGUGCAAUCCCUCUAAGCGUCUCUGCAUGUCCCACAAAACCUUGUUUCCUGGGUCCUAUUCCUUUGUCCCGGAUGGUUUUCUCCUUUGGGAAUACGAUGGGGACGUGUAUUUGGAAAGGAUGCUGAGUCUGAGGAACCAUGGGACACCCAGAGGGGCGGUCAGGAGGCUGUGGGCUAUGCUGGUCUGGGACUGAGGAGGGAGAUUUGGGCUGGAGGCCGUUUGGGCAGCUGUGAGCACAGAGGCAGUAGCUGCAGCCAGGGUGCACGAGAGCAUCAUGAGAGUGAGGCGGGUCCGGGUGGGAUCCCUCCGGCAUUUGACACUGCUGACCAACAUUGCUUCCAGGCUGCCCACGUGCCUGCCUGCUUCAGCACAGGGGCCCCUUUGGCCAGAGUGAGGUACUGGCAAGAGCCCUCUGAGGGCUGUGCUCACUCUGGGUCAAGGAGGAGAAAGCUGUGCUUCCACUCUUCUGUGUUCACUGCCCCAGUUCUAGGUGCUCCUCAAACGUUGGUGCUCCCUUGCUACCCUCACACACCCCCUUGGUCCCUCUACCUCCAAACUGAUUCAGGAUCCUCAGUCUCCAAACACCCUUGCAACUCCCAACCCCCCCCCCGCAAAGAAAAUGGCACUAGUGCCACACAGUUUACACACACCUCCUUGGCCCUGGUUGAGGGUAAAGGGGGACGUCCUGUUAAUUCCAGGGUCAGUGGGGCCAGGGAGCCCUGCUGGAAAGACUUGAACGCUGGGCCUAGUUCCCAUAUCCCCCAACCCCCGCCCCUCAGUGCCACUUCAGGAGACAGACUAAAGCCAUCUCUGACAAUGCUCACAGCGAGGCAGGUCUGAACCCAGGCCAAAGGUGCUGGCUCUCAACAUCCCCAAACUGCCAGUUCUUGAGGGAGUAGGGCCCCCCCAACUCAGGAGUGCACUGUGGACACCAGGGAGAUUGUACCCAACAUCUCACAAAGUCCCAGAUGAAAUGGCAGCGUCUCCAAGAGGAACAUUCCCACAGAGCUAGUCUGUUUGCAGCUCACCACAACUCAAAUCCCUCUUUUGAACAAGACACAAAAUAAUAAAGCCAUUUUCCCCAAAGAAAACAAGAGCUGCACUUCUUUUCAUACAACUUAGCAGAGGGCACCUGGCACCUGACCUCACCAGGCAGACAACUUCCACCCCGGGGGCCACAGGUGGCUUUAGUGUCUCCAUUUUCAACUGUAGUCUUUGUUUUACAUUCAAAACGACGUGGCCCUCCCAGAACAACGGUAUGGUCUCCUCCGAAGGGUAUCAAGUCACUACCUCUUGUAAGACAGAGAACUACAGACCUCUUUGAUGUGACUGUUUCUCCACUUCAGGGAGCACCCAAAACUGCCCUCUAGAUUUAUUUCAUUCAAGAAUCAAGGUUCAGCGUUCCGUGUGCUCCUUCCACCCUUGCCAAUUGCUUUCUCCUCUCUUGCCCCGGGAUUGCCGUUUUCCCCGGCUGAAGACCCCUGUGAUUGAAUGUUUGUGGACUGGGUGACUGAGGUCUCAUCUUGAAAAGCAUAAGAUGGGUAGAAAGUUGAGAGAUCAGAGAACAAUCUAGAAUUGUGCCAUAUGAGAUCACCUUUCUUGUUCACAGGAGUGCUUCUUAACCUGUUUUGGAGUUGGACAAUCCUUAGAGAAUAUGAUAAAAGCCAAGGAUCUUCCGCUACCC